Molecule: messenger RNA, 2329 nt
Organism: Helicoverpa zea (corn earworm)
Lineage: Eukaryota; Metazoa; Arthropoda; Insecta; Lepidoptera; Noctuidae
Gene: CycY
Product: cyclin-Y-like protein 1
Exons: 2
Coding region: 237-1247 (336 amino acids)
Biological process (GO): regulation of cyclin-dependent protein serine/threonine kinase activity; regulation of canonical Wnt signaling pathway
Cellular component (GO): plasma membrane
Molecular function (GO): protein kinase binding; cyclin-dependent protein serine/threonine kinase activator activity
Source: RefSeq, a predicted model, not a curated record
CUCCUGAGUUACCCAUCUCUACACUGCUGUCAAAGUAAUAUGAAAUGAAAUCUCUCGGAUUUGCUUUUAUGUUCUAGUGAAAUGUGUGAUCAUUGUAUGAAGCGAAGAUGUUAGGAUACUAUGGGCCUUUUAUGUCACUCCUAUGUAUCGGCACACUAUUUACGCAUGUCUAGAGGUGAGGCAGUGCUUGUAGAAUGAUAACAAUUAAUCUUUAAUACAGUUAUAUGUGAUACAAAAUGGGUAACCAAAACAGUUGCUGUUGUUACCGGAGUCCAUCGCCUAUCAGAAAGGACAUCGUCAAGCUUGAGGACUACCUGCCGGAAGGAGAAGUAAGCUCUAAUAAUAUACAACACAUCAGCGAGAGAGAGCCCGAUGACGGCGACAUCGAUCCAUCACAAGAUCCUAUUGCUGGAACUAUUUUUAUGGAGCGCUCCAAAGCUUCCAUAGAGAAUGGGAUGACUAGGAAGCGCAGUCAACACCAAAUCGCUGAUAACAAGCUCAAAAAAAGCAGUUCCUGUUCAACUAUUUAUUUAGAUGAUAGCACAGUGUCUCAGCCUAACCUGAAGAAUACAGUCAAGUGUGUAGCCCUUGCUAUUUACUACCAUAUUAAAAACAGAACUUCAGAGCGCAGGUUAGACAUAUUCGAUGAAAAACUUCAUCCUCUUAGUAAAGAAGGAGUGAGUGAUGAUUAUGAUAAGUAUAACCCUGAGCACAAGCAAAUAUAUAAGUUUGUACGAACCCUAUUUAAUGCUGCUCAGCUAACUGCAGAAUGCGCUAUCAUCACACUGGUGUACUUGGAGCGUCUCCUUAUAUGUGCUGAACUAGAUAUUGCACCAUCCAAUUGGAAGAGAAUAGUAUUGGGAGCCAUCUUAUUGGCUAGCAAAGUGUGGGAUGACCAAGCUGUUUGGAAUGUAGACUACUGCCAGAUCCUAAAAGAUAUAACUGUGGAAGACAUGAAUGAGCUGGAGAGGCAAUUCUUAGAAAUGUUGCAGUUUAAUAUCAAUGUACCAUCUAGUGUGUAUGCUAAAUACUAUUUUGAUCUUCGCACCCUUGCUGAAGCUAAUGAUUUGGCAUUCCCCAGUGAACCUUUAAGUAAAGAGAGAGCACAAAAGUUAGAAGCAAUGUCUAGAGUUAUGGAAGAUAAAAUAGCUGCAGAAGUGGUAAAGAAUGGCAUUAAAAAGUGGUCAAGCUUAGACAAUGUCAAUUCAGGUGCUGGCGUGAGGCGAAGUGUAGCCAUAUUGUCUUAAUUGAUUAGUCAUGAGCCAAAAUUCUGAUCCAAAAUGAAUCACAAAUUUACAGAUAAUAUUUGUGUAUUUUAUAAGAAUGUAUUUAGAAUUUUUGCACCCGAUUGAAAGUUAAUUGUAUCAUUUGGCAUUAUAAGUUACAAUAUAAAGAAUACUUGUCAUCAACUGCCAACUAUUGCCUUGAAUAAAACACCUAAUAGUGUAUCUUCAAGUGAAAUAAUUAUAGGUUGUAUUUGACAUGAUUAUAUUGUAAAGUGACUAAUGAAAGUUUCUUCUUUACAUUUGAUGAUACACAAUUAGGGUGCAGGUAGUGAAAUCAAUAGUGUUUGGUAUUUUAUACCAUUUUAAUAAUUAACUUUUAUAAGUCUUAAAGAUAACAUUGAACAAUAUGAUAAUAUAUUUAAUUUUGUAUGUGCACAAAGCUUUAUAUUGGCAGUGCAUUAUUAUUUUGUAUGCUCAUAAAUUUAAUAAUUAUGUAUUCACAAAAAUGAAAGACUUGUUGGUGGUCCAAACAUUUUUUUUAUUAUUAUAAUUGCUAAUAUACUACACAAAGACAUGUGUUACAGUCUGUAUUAAUUGGCUUCCAAUAUAUUUUAUCCUUAUACAUAGUUAGUUUUAUCUCAUAAAGCACUAAUGUUAGGUUGCUUUCAAAAACUAUGCUACUUAGUGUAUACUUAGAUUUACUAGUAUGUGCAACUGCAUUUGACUGAACUAAGGAUCUUCUGAAUGUGGUAUGAAUGUAUUUAGUCAACCGCUGUUCUUUUGUAUAAUUUUACAUUGUCAUAUUACUGCAUUUAAAAAUUCUGAGCUAGUUAUAUAAAUUAUGCCAAAUUGUUAUUUUGUAUAUCAAAUUAUAUUAGUAUUGAACUUGAUGAACAGACAUUAUUACAGCAAUUAUAAUGGAUAAUAAAUUUUCGUAUUCCAAUUGAGAUAUUAUGGAUAUUUGUUUUUAUUUAAUUGAUGAUAAAACUUGAUUCAAUAUUUCAUAAUUAUUUAGAUUGUGAAUUGUGAUUGAAUUAUACAAUCCGUUUAUGUAUCUUUAAUGUAAUUAAGCAGAAAUAAACAUUUUAUAUGAGACUUUUAAA